This is a messenger RNA of Naegleria gruberi, 1185 nucleotides long. RefSeq lists its product as uncharacterized. The record is from RefSeq and is a predicted model, not a curated record. Lineage: Eukaryota; Heterolobosea; Eutetramitea; Acrasida; Naegleriidae. The coding region runs from base 1 to 1185 and encodes 394 amino acids. The transcript has 5 exons.
AUGGAAGCGAAUGUAUUUGCGGCUGGUAUGACCGAUAAUUAUGAAUAUCCAGCAGUAAAGAAUCCGGGUGCCUUUGUUCCUCUUGAGCCUUCAUUGUUUGGAUAUGAAAGAAUUAAACAUGCUGCAUGUGGAUAUAGAACUUCUUUCUUUCUGACCGAGUCAGAUCAAUUGUAUUGUUGUGGGCAGAAUUCAUCAGGAGAGUUGGGGAAUGGAACUAGUGUUGAUUAUGAACCUCUCUCGAAGAAUAGAACUCUGAUUCCACAUUAUGGAACCAUAGAGACAAUAUUAGGAGGAGAUACAUUUACAUUCUUUAUCAUGAAGGAUGGUACUUUUUGGAGAUGUGGAUCUAAUAAUGAUGGCCAACUUGGAGCUGGAUCAAAAAGUAAAUUAUUGGUACCUGAACCGGUCAAUCCUACACCUUGGGGAGCUCACAGAGUGAUGAAGAUUGCAUUUGGAUAUUAUCACUCUGCAGUUCUUGUUAAUAAUACAGUGUACAUAUCAGGAAAACUUUCAGGAAGUGAUACCACCCAUGCAUAUACUAAAAUUGCAGAUGCAGAUCAGAAAAUGAUUGGAGAAAUUGUGGAUGUUUCUUGUGGAGUUUUUAACACAAUGGUUGUAAAUAGAAGAGGACAUUUGUAUAGUAUUGGUCAAUCAGUUGAAAAUGCUUCAACUUCAGCAUGGACCAGAAUGAAUAUUGAUGCACCUGUUUCCAAGAUUUUUUGUGGAUCACUUUCCGGCAUUGCAAUAACAUCACAAGAUGAGGUCUAUUGUUGGGGAGAUAACGGCUCAGGUGAGACUGGAAUUCCAAGCUCAAGAGUUUCUAAUUGGACAAUGAAUCACGAUUUGUGCUAUAAGGAAAUUACCAAUGUUGGUAUUCACACCUAUCAAACCAUUAUCCUUACUCGUUCAGGACAAGUACUCAUUUGUGGAAAUAAUUCCAACAAUCAAUUGGGAGCAGUCAUGGAAACUAGUCAAGGUGUAAAAAGAAGUACUCAAUUAGAGGAAUUAUGUAGGAAAUUCUCAAACAAGACAGCAUUUGUUACAGGAGGAUUUCAACACAUGAUUGUCUAUUUUGCUGAUGGUGCCAUGUCAAAAGGAAAAACCUACAUGAUUGCAAUGCUUCGUCAAGCAAGUCAAUCCUCAGAAUUGAGUGAUAUUUCAUUUGAUUUCCUAAAUACAUUGUAA